AUGGAUACCACACUCAUCUCUUCAUCUCGAUCGACGGUCCAAGGCAUCGCGGGCGCUGCCAUCGGACUGUCAAGCAUCCUCGUCAUCGUUCACAUUGUCUCAAGGCGUGUUGCAAGGACUUUCAUUUGGUGGGAUGAUAGUCUGUUAUGGUUGGGUGGCUGCAUGUCACUUGUGAUGAAUGCCCUCUUCAUCCAUGGAGCACAAUUAGGUCUUGGUGCAUAUGAGGAUCAAGUAUCCUCAUCACAACUUCAAGGCGUCUUCAAGAUCCUCUUUACCAACAACUUGAUUCACUUGUGGGCACUGGCCUCUAUCAAGGCUUCAUUACUACUCUUUUACAACCGCAUGUUCGCCAGCUCAAACAACACUCUACGCUGGACAGUUUAUUUCUCUCUUUGCCUCAUCUUUGUAUGGGUCAUCACAUUCUCUGCCGUUUCAAUCUUCCAAUGCACACCGGUCUCAUACUUUUGGGACAGUGAUGUCGCUGGAAGAUGUAUCACUUCUGACUGGACUUCAAGGACAGCCAUUGCCAUCUGUGACACUAUCUUCAACUUGGCCACCGACUUCCUCUGCUUGAUGGCACCUUUCCAGGUGCUUCGCAAGCUGCAGUUGACCAAAGGCAAGAAGGCAGGCUUGGCUGCUGUCUACCUCCUCGGUGGCUGCAAGAUUGUCAUCACUUUCAUCCGCGUCCUCUACCAGAUUGAUACUCCUUACCUGGCCUCAUCCGACCCUCUCUACUCAUCUUUCGCUCCCACCAUCUUCCUCAUCAUCGAAACCAACCUUGCAAUCGCUUGUGCUUGCUUGCCUUCCUUCUCUGUCAUGAACGGUCGUGCAAUCUUCGUCAAGACCAAGCUCGCCUCUCGUUCCAACACUCCCGAAAUCAUCGAGCCUCCUCAAUCUCCUUACUGCCGUCCCAGCUUUCAACAACAACCAUUCUCAGACACCUCUCUUUUCCUGACUGAGUUCAAACGUCAGCCAGCAGCCGAGUUUCCAAUUCUCACCACCAUCUCUAGCAAUGUUCCAGAGGAGCCCGCUCGCCUGCCCAGCCUUGAGUUGGGUAGCUUUGCCCAAUCUUCUGUCUUUGACAUUCUCAAGCCUGCCGGCGCCAUCGUUAAGACCUUGGACGUCGAGCAGACCAUUGAGGAGUUUGCCUCGGUCAGAACUCUCAAUGUCGAACAAACAAUUGAGGAGUACGACUACAUUAUGAGACAAGCGUCCUUCUCCAUUGUUUGA
Aureobasidium melanogenum CBS 110374 is the source of this 1230-nucleotide messenger RNA. RefSeq lists its product as uncharacterized. NCBI's taxonomy places the organism in Eukaryota, Fungi, Ascomycota, Dothideomycetes, Dothideales, Saccotheciaceae. The transcript is spliced from 3 exons. The record is from RefSeq and is a predicted model, not a curated record. The coding region runs from base 1 to 1230 and encodes 409 amino acids.